AUGGAUGAAGAAACUGCAGCGACACCCGCAGUGAAGAAGUUUCGAAUUCCACGAAAAGAAGCCACUCCCGCCUCAACUUCAACAUCAAAACGCGAACAAGAACCGGCUCAGCGGUAAUAUUUUCGUGUUGAUUCUUUUUCUGAAUAUCUUUUUAUAGUACCUCGGCGACAUUUCUUGCUGACACAUCAGAGCCAACGAGUUCCGCGAAUCCUAAUGGAGGUCACAAAAGGCAGGCUUUUUUUUCCUCAACCGUUUCUCGGAUGGACUGAUCUUUUCUCUCUGGGAAAGUGUUGGGAAGGUAGCCAGCAGGGGGUUGGAAAUGAAUUAAAGCUAGAAGGUCUUGCGAAGGCAUGGGGAAAGUUUUCAGAAGUUAGUUGGUAGGUAAAAAUGAAAAUGCCUACCAGAAGCCUUCCAGCAGACUUCUAGAGGUGUUGAGAAGGUAUGUGGAAGACAUUUGACCACUUGCUGGAAAGCUCCCAAGCACCUUCCGAGAAACCGAAAGCUGAAGAUUCCCAAUUUUACCUCAGCUGAAAGCUAUAAAAGUUUCGACAACUUAUCCUCAUUUCAGCAAACAGCCAGCUGGAACAUCAAAAGAUCGGAAGCGAUCCCUCCCGACGACGAGAAAGUGGGAAGCUCAAACACCAAAAGCUCCCGAGGAGAAGAAGGCGCGCGUGAGCCGCGAAGGAACCAUCGAAAUCAAGCAGGAGCCGGCGCAAAAAUCACAGGCCUUCGACCGAAUCUGGAUGGACAUUGACUCCGAAUCGGUGAGUUGCUUUCUCUAACCUUAAACGAAAUUUGAGCGAAGAAUGGAAAUGGUGCAUCCGCAAAAUUUGUAAAAAAAAAAACCGUUGAAUUCAUUUUUCCAAUGUUUUUGAAACGGUAAAAAUAACAGUUGUGAUCUUGAAAAAGUCUGGACCUUCGAAGGGAUAAGAAAAUGUUUUUUUUUCUCAUAAAUCCAAGGCAUCUUAGUAUCAGUCAAUGACGCCUGAGAAAUUUUUUCAUUUUCAUAAAAAAGAUGUGUUCUUUCCACCCUGUUUGGCCAUUUAAUCGCUGAAACUUCUCGAAAUUUGAGAUUACUAACAAUUUUUUUCAAAAAACUUCAUAUCGGAGGAAAAAAGUUGAAGAAGGAUGUAAAACCUUUUUGCAGCGAGAUCAAAAAGAACGGAUAGCGAGGAAAAAGGCACAAUUUGAAGCGGGAACCUCGAGCAGGUCGUCGACCGGUCGACAUUACGAUGAGCUCACUGAGGAAAAUCUGAAACUGUUCGCAAAGGAAGGCAGCAACACCCUCGUCAACAAGGUUGCCGCUUGACAAGUUUUUUUUUCAAUCAAAAAGCUGGUUUUUUGCAUUUCCAAAGGAUGUUGAAAGCACACGGCGUUUUUAUUAGUGGAAGAAAAUGCGAAACCGAAAACAGGAUGGACGGAGCCAAAAUCUCUGUUGUUCUGCCGUGACGUCAUCAUAGGGAUGGCAGAGUUUUUCGGCUCUAAAAGCGGGAAUAACAGGGCAUAUUAAAGGCACAGGCGACCCGUUUUGUCAGAGGUCUUUAAGACCAAUCGAAAUCUCUCUACGUAAGCGCAAAUUUUCUGCGCGAAAGCGGCGCCGUGCACACGACACAUGAAACUUAACGAAAAAAAGUGGGCGUGGCGUCGUCGAAAUAACGCCGCAAUAAAAGGAUAGAAAAAAAAGCGAGAAAAAACGUUUGAUAGAAAAAAUUAAUCAAUUUCUGUAGCACAAAAACACGAAUUGUGGAUUAGUUUUGUAUUUCAGUUCAUGGAAAGGGAACUGAUCGUCGACCGCAUCCUCGGCUACAAGAUGCAUCACGGCCGCGUCGACCCCUACAACAUCGUCGGCUUCGUCAAAUGCGACGCCUCUUCCCCUGUGCCCACAACCAGCUUCGAAAGAACGAGGGUCGGUUUGCUGGAACCUUUCCGUAGCUCGCUCCAAAUACUCAAAAAUCACCUGGAUGAAGGGGGUGCAUUAUUUUCAUAGGUAAAACGCAAAAGUUCCUUUGAGGAUUCUCAAAUUGCCGUAAAGUAAAGUUAAAACGGUUCUAAAAUGAUGUGAAAAAACUUUCGAGCUCUUUUUUUUUAUAGUCUCAGCGGAUCCUUUUUGAUCCAUCCCCUCAAAUCCCUUUAGUGGCUUUCCAGCACCUUUUAUGGUUAAAGGAUGUAGAAAAGUUGCAAAAAGGAAAUAAAUUGAGAUGAAAAAGUUCUUCUGAGGACCCUUACAAGGUCUUUUUUUGAGAAAGCUUUUGACGAGCUUUUCCGAUUUUCCCGAGUUGGUGGAAGUUCGGUGUUUUUAUAAAGAAUCUUUUUGACUCGAUUUCCUCUAAUCCUUUAAGAGAACGAGAUUUUCAAAAGAUCAGACUAAAACGGAAAUUUAAAAAGAGCUAAGAAAAAAAAGUUGAAAAAUUCACAUAGUCUGAGCUUCAGUGGAGCCGUAAUUUUCCAAUUUAAGAAUUCCCUUCACUUUUUUCAUAUUUGUGACUGAAACCGCUCACCAAUUUCAGAGAGAAGACGUCUUGGGAAGUGAGCAGCUGUUUUCCCACAGGAAUGACCGAAUUGCGUCUCAAAGCAGUCGAGAAUCUCGCCCAGAACUCUCUGAACCCCAUCUGCUGCCUCCGUCGCCUCGACCAUUCCGAGUCGACUCGAGUCCUCCGUCAGCUCGCUUCGGCGGGGCUCCGUCAGAGACCCCAGGUCGCUCUGAACCAAGGCCUCCGCCCUUCACGCCUCUCAAGGUGCCCAAAGGCCCGCGCACUCCUCCGGGAUCUCCAGGUUGGCACAAGCGUCUUCAAAGAACGGUGUGAUUGGAAAACGAUACUAAAAACAGUUCUAAAUUGCUUCUUGGUAAUUUUUGGGGUAAAAUGGAAAAGGUAUAAGCUGACUGAUCAAAGAUUCGUAGAAGUUAAGGAAGAGUAUUAAAAAAAGUUUUAUCAUCAUUUUCAUGGGCAGACCAUUUUUUAACGCCGCCGACUCCUCCCAAGUCUCCCCAAAUUAAAGUUAAUGCCAAGUCCCUGAAGCUAAAAUUGGUGUUGUUGUAGCCAAAGUACCUUCCUGAGGUUGAACUCGAUUUGAUUACUAAUUUUCCAAAAUUGUUGUAAGCCAACCCUCCUUAGCUGAGCGAGUUCUGUGCUCUCCCAUCUAUGUAGGCUACCGAUCAAAAAAACUUUCGAGAUUAUGCAGAAAUAAAUUAUAAACUGUUUUUCUUUGGACUAUCAAAGGUAGUUUUCGUGUUGAACAUAAAGGAGGACUGUUUUGAACACAAAGGAGCCGACAAAAAUUUAAUUUUUUGAAGCUUCCUUGCGCAUUUUCGAAAGGUUACUACGAGAAAGACAUCCAAAUUUAUUUUGAUGCGAACCUUUUUAAGGGCCUGUCACACCUCCGCCUUCGACGACGAUGGCUUUUACACUGGGUCAAUCUGCGAUGGACGCAUCGUAUUCCAAAGACACCGACAAGCGGAUUCUCAUCUCCCAGAUGGCUGCCCUCACGGGGACCACUGUAGCCCAAGUCGAGCAGUUUUUAGGGGACGACUUGAAUAAAGCGAUGAAUAAACAAAGCGACAAGGUUAUCAAGAUUGUCUAGAAACUCGAAACCGAAAUUUCAGUCGGAACUCUUGGAGACGCUGAGAAACGCGCUGCGAAACCUCGGAAACGCCGCCGAACAUCCGCCGCCGCCAACCCCACCUAAUCCACCAGAACCACUCCGAAGACAACAACUUGUGUCAGUUUAUGUUUUAUGUUUCAUGAAACAAUAACUUUGAAGUUUGAGUGUGAUACAAAUAAAGCUAAAAUGUAACUAAAAUUUCUCAAAAAUUGUUUCAAAAGGUCUAAAGUUACAGAAACAGCAGAAUGUCGGACUCCCUAUCGGCGAAAAUGGAGCUGGUGUCCAACUGUUCGAUGCACGAUAGCCCAGCGAAGAAAGCUCCGUCAGCGACUGAACCGUCGCUUCUUUUAACGGCUCCGCCUCCACCGCCCUCGCUUCUGCCUCCGCCUCCUCCGCCGGUCCAUCUCUCUUCGCCGCCACCCGUGGUCAACGUCAACGUCAACAUUCGGACUCUUUCAACAAACCACAGUGUCGCGCCUUCAAAUCAUCCAUACUCUGUUUAUGUCAGUUGAAACAACUCUCAACUUUUCUCAAAUCAUCAUGUUUCAGAUGCAGAGAUGUGACAACGGCUUGUAUACAGCGCAACUAGCUGAACCGCAGCAAUCGUCGAUCAUUCACGACUCUGCAGCACCUUGUGCGUCUCAUAUGCAGAUUCCGCAGCAUCCGCCUCCCAAUCAACUCCCGCACAUGACGCGUCCCUACAAUCCGACGCCUUCGACAAGUCUUCUGCAGCCGCCACCGCCACCUCUCCCACAGAUGCCCUUCCAUGCUUUAAUGAACGUGCCACCGCCGAACCUCGGUCACCCUCCUCCUCUGCAAAUGUCGGUUCGAGAGCCUGGCUUUCCAGCGCCAAUUCACCCGCAUGCUCAACCACCGCCUGGACUUCCGUCUACCAUGUCUGCGGGGAUGAAACCUUUAGAAUCAAUGGGUGAUAUGCCGCGAGUGCGAGUCGAGAUCAAGAACUUGACUCCUCAACCUUCCGAGUUUUCGUCAAUCCAACAAGCUCUUCCUUCAUUAGCGAACGUCUCAUGGACGGACCAGUCUUCGUGGCAGCCUCCAUCGCAGUCACAAAACAUGCCGCCGCCUUCUAAUCGGCCACCGACGUACACACACGUGCAGAGUACUCUUUUUUCUGCUCUCGGUAUCGGCUCUAAGCCGCCAACGACUCCCCAGCACCCCGAGCGUCAAGGUUUUGAAGGCCAGUCGAUGCUUGACCGGUAUGGUCAUCCACAUCCUAUGUCCUCGCGUCCGUUUGGUCCUGGGGCCAGCGCUCCACCGCCAAAGAAUUCCUUUCACGCGCGUUCUUUUCCUCAUUGACGAACUCUUCCUGCUCCAGACCUACUGCAUAAUGUUUCUUGGGCUGAGCCUUUUUCUUACCUAUCAUCUAAAAAAAGCCUGCUUCAAUGAACUUACUUACUUCGGUGAACCACAGGCUUCAUUCUAUGUUUCACGCCUUUCAAUGUCUUUAGAGAUGUAUAUAGAAUUGGCUAUAUUUGCUUAUUGGUUGAUAAAUCCCCAAAUAGUCAAGUUAUCUUGAAAUUCUUCGUGAGAUUGGUUCCAUUUCUUAAAAAAUUAUCCCCGCUGAGUUCAUGUGUCCUUAUACUCUAAAUGAUUGUUCAAUGUUUCCUUUUUUUAGAUUAGUCAUUACAAACUUUGCCAAAUUCUGAUCUCUUUGCCAACUCGACGAUUAUAUUUCGAUCGGAAAUGUUUAGGCAAAAUCAUAUUUGGAAAAAAUUGUUUCCUCUUAUCGGUAGAGAAUAUAAAAAAAUAUAUAACUGUUUUUUUAUUUUUAUGCUUCCUGCUGGUAUUCCUCUUUCUUUAAAUAUGCUGUCUUUCUAAACCUGAUUGUUUCAAAAACUUCUGAAGUUCUUUUAGUCAUUUUCAUACAUUUUUUUUUCCAUCUUUCAUUUUGGCAACUUCUAUUUUUAUUACACCUCCCUUCCGCAUAAUCUUCCGGCGCUAGCACCAAUCUCCGUAUCGAAAAACUCUUUCGUGCAUUUUGUAAUUUCUUCGAUUCGUGGAUGCUCCCUUUCUCCUAAUUCAACACUAUAUUUUCGAGUAUAUGACAGAAAAACUGCUGAAAACAAGCCACCAAAACAUUCAUUUUUUAGAAUAGGGAAAGAAUCAUCUUGUAAGUUAUUUUCUUCAUUUUGGAUAAAGUAAAUGUUAAAAUCGACAAAUAUGGAUCUGUUAGUAUGAGAAAACAAGCUGGAAUCAGAACAAUCGGAGUAGCGUCAGCAGUUCCAAAAUGUUACAAGAAACCCCCCGACACGUCCGAAUUCCGAUUCGCGUUACCAAGGUCCGAGAUUUUCGCCGUCCGUUCUCGAUGGAGCGCAACACGUAGAUGACAGUUCUAAUAACUGGUUGCUGAAUUUUUGCAGCUAACUUUUCUAUGUCCUUUAUUCCGUUUUUCGCAGCUUUUUUUUCAUAUACUCAUAUUUUUCAGUCUCUUGUCGUCUUUUGUCAUUGCAUCGGUGAUUGGUAUGUGUAUUAAUAUACAAUCGAGUAAAAUGAAAUUAAAACACAGUUCAUAAAUGUCAACUUGGAAACGAUGUGAAUAAAAUCAGCACGAUUUUAAAAAAAAAAUGGAGCUAGGAAAAUUCUCUUGAACUAUCGCGUUCAAAAUAUACCUUGGCGUAAAGGCUUAUGAAAUUGAAUGAUAGCUGGGAAAAUAAUAAUAGUAUUAAACUUGCAAUUUUUCUAAGUAUUUCCCAUGAUUUUUUUUAUCAUUUUUCCCAUCACAAAAACGGCUUCGUCACCUCAAAAAGUUGCUAUAGCCGAUUCAAGGCUAGCUUGGGACGCUAAGGGGCGUGGCCUGUCUGCGCUCUCCAUCAGCCAGGCACUGUUUCUUUUCUUAUCGUGCCAGGACCCUUUUUUAGAUGACUCAAGUCAGCCGCGAAUGAGCUAUACUGCAGCCGUACCUUACGAGUGUGGUCGAGUUCUGUAGAUGCCCUUUGAAGCUUGCAAACGAGCAGACAGUCUUUUCAAAAACGUUUUAUGUUUCUCUGCCGAAAGCUAUUUCGUCGUUUUUCCGCAGAGAAAUAUUAGGGCAUACCUUGAGGCGCCACAGUUCAGAGUACAGUUAUUUUGGUUUUAGUUAACAACUAAAUCAUUCUUUUUCGUGCAGCUAAACUCGAAAAAAGGAGCAAGUUUUUGAGCCGGCCUCUUUUGGAUGAUAACGAAUGCACAAAGGAAGUCUUUUUUUCCAUUUCGGAAAUGAGUUGUGCGGAUCGAGAAUUUAGGACAUGAGGCGUGUUUCGUAUCCAAUAGAAACAACCAGCUCACUUUGGCCGUUAGCUUUUUUGUGUGGUAAAAAAUUCAAAUUUUUCUUUUUUUAUGUGCAGUUCAAGAAGGCUCUAUAUUUUUACAAGCAUCUCAAUUAAUUUCCGCGCGGAGCUCCAAGAAUUAUUGCGUUUGUAGAAGAGCGAAGAAAGUUGCCCCGCUGAUGAGUAUUGUCAUUUCUUUUCCAAUAAUUGUAUAAAAGCCUAGGAAAUCAUUUGUCAGAAGGAAAGGAGAAGUGAGAGUAUGAGAAAGACGGGAGUGAGAACUGUCAUAGCGAGUCGCUCAGACUGCAUCCACGUCGACCAGAUGGCCGGCCCUCACGUCAACGUCGUCCAAUUCUCCCCCACUCUGACUCUCCGACAGCUCAGAGGUGUGUCUUAUCCGUUUUUAAGAUUUCAUUCUGGAGACUCAGACUAUAUUUACAUCUAG
Molecule: messenger RNA, 7311 nt
Organism: Caenorhabditis auriculariae
Lineage: Eukaryota; Metazoa; Nematoda; Chromadorea; Rhabditida; Rhabditidae
Source: the annotation of a GenBank genome assembly